Molecule: messenger RNA, 4120 nt
Organism: Pipistrellus kuhlii (Kuhl's pipistrelle)
Lineage: Eukaryota; Metazoa; Chordata; Mammalia; Chiroptera; Vespertilionidae
Gene: CHST9
Product: carbohydrate sulfotransferase 9
Exons: 1
Coding region: 15-1076 (353 amino acids)
Biological process (GO): proteoglycan biosynthetic process; carbohydrate biosynthetic process
Cellular component (GO): membrane
Molecular function (GO): sulfotransferase activity
Source: RefSeq, a predicted model, not a curated record
ACCUCGAGUUCCACAUGCCUGAGGGUUCCAAGGAAAAAAAGGAAAAUCCUGAGAGGUUUAGUAGGGUCUUGAGGGAGACAAGGCCCUCACAAGGAGAAGGUCAACCUUUGGGCAAGACCACAGAGUCAGCCAUUAAGUUGGUCAAAAAACAUCCAGGAGCUAAGAACCUUUCCAAGAAGUCCAGAGGAAUGAGUUUGCCCCCGGACACACGCCCUCUAAACAAAAGCUUAGUCCAGGACAACAAAUGGAGGAGGGCGGAUGCCACCCAAGAGAGACGCAGGUCUUUCCUGCAGGAGUUCUGCAAGAACUAUGGUGGGGCGAGUCACCCCCAGACGCAUCUCUUCCACAUGGUGUCCAGGAUCUACGUGGAAGAUAAGCACAAGGUCUUAUACUGCGAAGUUCCGAAGGCUGGCUGCUCCAAUUGGAAAAGAAUCCUGAUGGUACUGAACGGGUUGGCUCCCUCGGCACACAACAUCUCCCAUGACGCUGUCCAUUACGGGAAGCAUUUGAAAAAGCUGGACAGCUUUGACCUGAAAGGGAUAUACACUCGUUUGAAUACCUACACCAAGGCGGUGUUUGUUCGUGACCCCAUGGAAAGAUUAGUGUCAGCCUUUCGCGACAAAUUCGAACACCCCAAUAGUUACUACCACCCGGUAUUUGGGAAAGCAAUUAUAAAGAAAUAUCGGCCGAAUGCCUGUGAGAAGGCCUUAAAUAAUGGAUCCGGAGUCAAAUUCAAGGAGUUCGUUCACUAUUUACUGGACUCUCACCGCCCGGUCGGGAUGGACAUUCACUGGGAGAAGGUCAGCAAGCUCUGCUACCCGUGUCUGAUCAACUACGACUUUGUGGGGAAGUUUGAGACUUUGGAAGAAGACGCCAAUUACUUCCUACAGCUGAUCGGCGCCCCCAAAGAGCUGAGAUUCCCCAACUUCAAGGACAGGCACUCCUCCGACGAGAGGACCAGCGCUCAGGUCGUGGAGCAGUACCUAACAGGUCUGACCAGAACUGAGAGACAGCUCGUCUAUGACUUCUAUCGCUUGGACUACUUGAUGUUUAAUUACACCACUCCGUUUUUGUAGUUUGCCUUUUUGUUCUAAAGCACUGUAUUUACUUCAUGGUGACGACCUUGAAUCAGCUAACUGUAAUUUUCCUCUAAUUCUCCGUCGGGGAGAGAUUUGACUAAAUGCAGUUGCCUUGAUUUAAUGAAGACUUUUACAAAAUAGUAUGACACCAAUUAUCACAAAGUUACAGGAAAAUUACCUAACAGAGACAUGUAAACAACUCGAGUUACUCUAGAAUGCUCGGGAAAGAGCUGCCUUUGCAUUAUGGGUCACAUUCUAGAAGCUGCAACUCAGCCAGCUGCCCCAUGCGCUGCAGCAGCGCCCACCACGACGGGAAGAGGGAUCUGAAACAGCGAGUGGCUGUCUCCACCCUGGAUUGGCUGCAGGGAUGCAUUUCCAGCAGUCUGCGGCAUGUGCAUCAAGCCCAGGCAAGUUCUCUCCUACCCUGGAAAUCUUUCUUAUCAACUGCAAUGAUGCAUUGAUUUUGAAAUGGCAUUUGGGGCCCGGGCGUUUUACUUCGGGUUGGGAGGCACUGUGUGAUUUACAACGUGAGAGAGCACAGCAGACACACCAGAUGAGGCUCUGGCUUUCUAUACUCAACGGCCAAUAAAAAAUGCACAACAUGCUCAGAUCAAAGCAGAAAAAAAAAAACCUUCCUCUUCCAGGGAAACAUAAGGGAACGGAUUCCGUUUUCUCUGGAGUCUCUGCGCAGAGACGCAAUGAGCACAACCAUCGGAGGCCUUUGCUCUGAAGCAGGCGGCUGAGUUUAAGCCUCGGUAGAGAGAAAUGUGCUCCUAAUUCUGGCUUAAUUGGGUGUUUGGGGGGGACGGGGGGGGGACGGGUUCAGGCUGGAAGAAUUGUCAGAAAACAAAAGCUGCCACUCUGACGCCAAGCAAGAAGGAAGUCUUACAAGAACAUGAUUGGAGGCGAAGCAUCGUGUGCAGAGCGUUCUGUGUGGAAUGAACUCUGUGAAUAGCUUUUGUUUUCGGUCUAAUUUUUCAGCCUGGGAAUGACUCCCCAAAAAUGCACACACCACUUCAAAGACGGGGUAUGUUCUAGAGAAUCCACGGUACAGGCGCCCCUAGGAACGUUUGAAUAGGCUUUUGCAUAAACCAAUGAAGGUGUUUGUUUGUUUUUUUGUUAUUGUUUAGGUUUAAAAGUUCUGAACUAAUAAAGUCAAUACUAUUGCAUUCACAUAUAAAUCAGAGUCUUGGGGAAAACGAGACAUGUGUUGCCCUGUGAGCAGCCCUAAUGCCUUUUGGACAUUCUUUCCAGGAGACUCUGAGGUAGAAGACAUUUGAGUGGGCACUUCAUGUUCACUGGUCAGCUGUUACCCUGAGCUGAACCGCAUGUCAUUCACAUCUCCUUUAAGUCAGGUUGCUUUUCCCAUACUAUCCUUUCUGGCAGUAAACACUCAGAAAUGUCUUUCAAACAAAAGCUAGUAGUCAUAUUUGAAUAUAAUAGACCGAGACCAUUACAAAUGCCCCUAUUUCCGCCCCCCUGAUUCUGCUUAUCAAUUUCUCAGAAAGUGGUGCCUGGGCCAUCGCCAUGACAGGGACCCGGAUGUUUGUUGAAAACCAGUGUCCAUGCCACACCCAAGGGUGCUGAGUCUGAAGCCCUGUGCAGCCCGGCGGGGACUCUCUCUCCUAACUAUCCCGGGGUGAGGCCUGCAUAGGCCACGUCUGAGCACCGUUGAUGCCUGUGGGUUUGUUUUGUUUAUUGUUGUUGUUGUUUUUUGUCCUGGCCAAUGACAAGCGAGGACAGGCCACCACCUUCACUCUGCUGUUUGCUGAGAAGGUAAGGACCCUCAGCUCAGAGACGGGCCUGGGUGUGGGUCGCAGCAGCCACGGGGACUCUGCCCAGCGCUGGGGCAGAAGCUGGGCCUCGGCGGCCCACCAAGCCAGGAACUGGAGCGGGAAUGGGACAACGGGAGCCCUGGGGACAGGCUGGGCGCUGCCCAAGCCUUCUGGAGGCCUUCCCCAUGGCAGGGGGCGUGGAAAUGUUCCCCUUUUGAGCACAAAAGACUGAAGGCCUCGCUGUGCCAAAGGCAGUUCUGGCCACUCAGCUUCAGGCCUCCCCGUGGACAAGUCGAAGGCCCACAAAAAACAAAAGCCAUUUUUCAAGUUGACCUGAGAUGAUGGGAAAGGGGAGAAGAUCUCCUGUUUGGGUAAUUAGUGAGAAAGCAAGUCCCCGAGAAAUACUUGGCAGUUCCGCCUCAGUGGUAGGAAUGUGCCUUUCCUUGGACUUGAAGGAAGGGUUGUCUGUUCUUGCCAAUCUGUGAGUUGAGGCGCCUGGCAUGGCCAGCCUGUCCGUGAUGCACACACAGCCCUUUCAUUGGGGGAAGCAGGCCCUCGGCCCCCAGUUCCCGCCACAGAGCUGUGCCCCGUGCUACCAGGGUGGCGCACCCACCUACCCCCGUCUAUGUCCCCAACAUCUCCUGAUCCUUACACUCACCCAGUGAGGCAUUCCCGGUGUUGGUGUGGCUCAGAUGGGACGCCCCACUGGGAACACCACGUGCUCCUGAGAAGCAGUGUAUACCAUGGUGGUCAAGAGCUUGGUGCUUGUAAGAACCGGGUUUGAAUUCCAUAUUUUCAAUUUUGCAACCUCCCCAAUUUACUUAACUUCUCUGAGUGCUGGUUUUCUCGUCUCAAAAACUGGGACAGCAAUACCUACCUUGUACAUUUAUUGGGAGGAACAAAUGGGAAAAUGUUUGUAAAGUGGUUAGCAAGUGCUUAAUAAAUUAUAACAACUGUUAUUAUGUAUAUUUCUACCUUUAUAUCUAUACGUUCUAGUUAUUUGUGUAUGUGUGUGGCUCUCCCAGAAGACUGGAUUCUUGUCUUACUCAUCUCGGUAGCCCUGGAGAAGGCACUGGUUCAAUGUCUGUGGAAGAAAUAAAUCCCGUGCACCCACCCCAGUGCUCCUGGAGCACUGUGACCUUCCCCGAAGACUCCUGCCCACGUGUCUUAUGUGUGAUAACAACACAAAACCGUGUCUUCGCUUUUCUGUUAGAUUCUAAGAUACCUGAGGGUAGAAACAAUAAAUGCACAUCUAAUUGAAUUUCA